Messenger RNA from Chelonoidis abingdonii (Abingdon island giant tortoise), 555 nucleotides. The record is from RefSeq and is a predicted model, not a curated record. NCBI's taxonomy places the organism in Eukaryota, Metazoa, Chordata, Testudines, Testudinidae.
CGGGAGCGGCCGGUUGCAAGCCCGGCGGGUCCGAGAGCGAGCAGAACUGAAGAAAUGAUGGCAAAUGAUUUAGACCAGUUUAUUGAAGAUCAAAAGGCCAAGUUGGCACAGGACAAAGCAGAACUUGAAAAUGAUCCUCCUUAUAUGGAGAUAAGGAGCAAAGGUGCAGAGAAGCUUUUUGAGACCAGCAAAGCAUUAAUCUCUAUGGCUAAAGAAAACAUACCACCAGACAGUCAACAGAACUAUCUUCUAGGUGAAUAUGGCUUGAGUUUGCCUCUUGGAGAUGAGUAUGAAAGAAAGAAACAUAAGCUAAAGGAGGAACUUCGACAAGAUUAUAGACGAUACCUUUCUCAGGGUAUUUCACAGGCAAAAAGAAAGGUAGGGUGCUUACAAUAUGUUUUUUCUGCCCUGCCCAAAUUAGCUUUUUGCUUUGUUAUAAUCAGGUUUGUACAAAUGAAGUGGAUUAAAAAGUCAUGAUUUUUGUGUGAGUUUGUGUGUGCUGCUGUUGUGAUUAACAGUACUUGUAUGUUUGCUUAUGCAAGAUAUACACCUCUA